AUGAAGACUCCUGGAGCUGAGCUGCUGCUGCUGCUACUGCAGCUGCUGCUGUGGUCUUCCUCAGGCCUGCUUGUGGUCACAGCGGAGAGCGGAGGAGCCCACCAAGAAGAUGCUGCUGCCGCCCCCACCCAACAGACCUGCCAGCCAGACAUCCACGCUGUGUUGAGAGAGAUGAGUGCCCUAUUGGCAGAACAGAGAGUGGAACUCAGGCACGCCAAGACACAACUGGAGGCCACGGAGAAGAGGGCAGAAGCCAUGGAGGCCAGGCUGAGAGCCAGCGAAGAGAGGCUGCAGGAGCAGAGAGGUGGCGGAGCUGAGGAGCAACUGGGAGCAGUUUUGGGGAACGUCAUUAGCAACAUUGGAAGCGCCUACAACCCAAACACAGGGGUGUUCACAGCGCCGGUGCGAGGAGCCUACCACUUUGUCUUCUUCCUGUUAGGAGACGGCCAUGCGUCUAACCCGACAGGAGCCUAUCUGUACAAAAAUGACAAAAGCACCGUCAUUGCAUACAGCAAGCAGGAAAGUCCGCAUGUUAAGCCAUCCAAUGGAGUGACUCUGCUGCUGGAGGUUGGGGAUGUGGUCUUCUUAAAGCUCUAUCCCAGUGCCUGGGUGAGAGAUAACGGCCUCUACCACACCACCUUCUCUGGACAUCUGCUCUUCAAGAUGUAGGCCUAACACAAAUACAGACAAGUGCGAUCCUUCCCUCUGAGGUUUCAGUGUUAAUUUCAGCUCUACCUCUAUUGUGAGGCGACCUGGCUUGUUAAAAAAAUAUAUAUGGUAAAUGAUGUAGCCCAACUUUCAGAUGACAUUAAUGUAUAUUUUUCUGUAGGUUAAGAUUAACAUUAACAUUAACAUUAUGUUGUCUAAAAAGUACACAUUGGUGUUAAUUUUGUAUAAUGUACUAUGUCAAAUUAACCAAAACAAUUUGCUUACGUAGGCCCACUGAUACACGUCACUGCAGG
Molecule: messenger RNA, 962 nt
Organism: Engraulis encrasicolus (European anchovy)
Lineage: Eukaryota; Metazoa; Chordata; Actinopteri; Clupeiformes; Engraulidae
Exons: 3
Coding region: 1-669 (222 amino acids)
Molecular function (GO): protein binding
Source: RefSeq, a predicted model, not a curated record